Molecule: messenger RNA, 1783 nt
Organism: Aspergillus steynii IBT 23096
Lineage: Eukaryota; Fungi; Ascomycota; Eurotiomycetes; Eurotiales; Aspergillaceae
Product: NAD(P)/FAD-dependent oxidoreductase
Exons: 4
Coding region: 73-1452 (459 amino acids)
Cellular component (GO): cytoplasm
Molecular function (GO): oxidoreductase activity
Source: RefSeq, a predicted model, not a curated record
CAACCAUCCAGAGACCUGACCCCGAUGAAAGGAAUCGCUGAAUCUACUUUUCAGCCCAUCUCACUCCCCGAGAUGAGCUCCCAACGUCCGCUACUUCCGGUCGAGAACCCCACACGGCCGUUUUGGCGCACCGAACUGCACGAACUAGAUGAGCUGCGAACGACCCCUGAGCUGCCCCAACAGAGCGACAUCGUGAUUAUCGGUGCUGGGUAUGCGGGUGUUACUCUGGCAUACUACCUUUCGAAGCUCCUCGGCGAGCGUAACCAGUCGUAUCCUGCCAUUACCAUCCUCGAGGCGCGGCAGGUGUGCGCCGGCGCAACGGGUCGGAAUGGCGGUCAUCUCCGACCGGAUUUGUACGGACACAUUCCGACGUAUCUGGAGCGACACGGCGCGGAGGCCGCGGCCGAAGUAGCCAAUUUCGAAGUCGACCAUAUCAAGGUGCUAAAGGAACUUCUGGCCGAAGAGGGUAUUGACUGCGAUCUGAACAUCACUCGGAAUAUGAAUGUCUAUCGGAACGAUGCCGCGGGGAAGAAGGCGAAAAGCACCGUUGAUCUACUUGCAUCCCAUGGGCUCGGAUUUGUUGACGAUAUCCAUUACACGUCGGAGAAGAACGCCGAAGGGGUGUCUGGCGUCAAGGGAGCCAAGGCCUGUCUGUCCUACACAGCGGGCAUGCUGUGGCCGUACAAGUUUAUUCUGGGGCUGCUUUCCAAGAUCGCCGAUUCUCCAGCUAUCAACGUGCAAACGCACACACCAGUAACCUCUGUCGAGUCGGAUGAAGCCGGGCACGUUGUCAACACACCCCGUGGAUCGAUCCGCGCCACCAAAGUGGUCUAUACAUCUAACGCGUACACAGCCGGCCUGCUGCCUGAAUACUCGGCAAGCAUUAUCCCGUGUCGGGGGAUCUGUUGCCAUAUCGCCGUCCCCGAGGGCAAGGAGGCACCAUUCCUACCCUACUCAUAUAUUCUCAACACCGCAGAUGGUGGGUUCGAUAGCUACUUAAUCAGCCGGCCAGAUGGAAGUAUCGUCGUAGGAGGGGCUGGGUACACGUUCCAGCACGACAAGAAGGAGUGGUAUAACAUGGUCGACGAUAGUACGCUCAUCAAGCCAACCAAGGACUACUACAACGAUUACAUGCAGCGGACAUUCAAGGGAUGGGAGGAGAGCGGGGCCUAUGUGAAGGAGAUUUGGACGGGGAUCAUGGGCUACUCCGCCGACAGCAGCCCGCAUGUAGGCGAGGUUCCUGGUCGAACGGGACAGUAUAUUUGCGCUGGGUUUAAUGGACAUGGCAUGCCGGUGGUAUUGCUGUCCGCCAAGAGACUGGCUGAGAUGAUUCAGUCGGGGAAGAGCUACGAGGAAGUUCAUCUUCCGCGGGUUUUUAAGACGACCGCGGAGAGGCUUCAGAAGGCACAGGACGGACCGGAGGGAGGAGACAUCCUGAACCCUCGGAGUUGAGGCGGUUGUGUACUUGGAAGCCUGAGCGUAAAUAUGCCGAAAGUAACUAGAAUAAGAGGAAUCACAACAAGCAAACGCCGGCCUGCAGAAUCAGGCACGCCGACAUCGGCUCGGAAUAUCUAAGACUCCGGGCGUCAUCGGCGCAUUAUGAUUGGCUUCUCAUGACGACACCGCGGCGGGUGGGUCACCGCCUCCAGCUUCUCCGGAAAGCCGCCGUCAUCGACCCGCCUUGGCCUCUUUUCCCGUUUCCCUCUUUCUUUCAAUCUCUGAGUCAUGGGAGUGCAAUAAAUUGUCCUCUUUUCCUCACCUUUUUUCCUCCCUCGAUUUGUAU